AUGGAUAGAACGGAGCUGAACGCAACACGUUAGUGAAUGAGAGCGCACGGAAGAUCCGCGCCGUUCGAGGACGCAAGCUUUAAAUCGUGGGGAUGUUUUCCAUCAUGAUACAUAUCCAGCGUGCGACCUCGUUUAAAGACGCGACGACGCGUUUCCAGUAGGAGUUUGCGUGCGUUUUGAGGAAGACUUUUGAAUUGCGCGGAGAACCGAGCAGCGGGCGAGAGCGCAGAGCGCAGCGGGAGGAGAGUGCGCACACGCGGGGCUCUGCCCUGCCAAACAUGGCUGAUCGUCGGGAGCGGGGCGCUGCAGGGAUUUCCAGAAAGACGCUCGAUGCUCCCCACUGAAGAACCAGAAGAUGAUGGUGAUGAGACAAUAAUGACCUAUCCGCUCUCGGUUCGGAACAUGGCUGUGAUCAUCCCCUACACCAGUGAUGUACCCUGUGACCCCAGGGGCCAGAGGAUGUGGUGGGCUUUCCUCGCCUCCUCCAUGGUCACUUUCUUCGGGGGUCUGUUCAUCAUCCUGCUGUGGAGGACCCUCAAGUACCUGUGGACGGUGUGCUGCCACUGCAAGGGUAAAAAGAAGGUGGUGCUUGUCUUCGCUCUGAGCAUCGGAGCGCUUGUGAUUUACUUCAUCGACUCCUCUAAACCCAUCGAAUCCUGUCAGCAUUUCGACAAGGACUACACAUUGCAGAUCGACAUGGCCUUCAACGUGUUCUUCCUCUUGUACUUUGGACUGCGUUUCAUCGCAGCCAAUGAUAAGCUGUGGUUCUGGCUGGAGGUGAAUUCAGGGAUUUCUUCCUUCACCGUCCCGCCUGUGUUUGUGUCCGUUUAUCUGAACAGGAGCUGGCUGGGAUUGAGGUUCUUAAGAGCCUUGAGGCUGAUCCAGUUUUCUGAAAUAUUACAGUUUUUAAAUAUCUUAAAAACAAGCAACUCCAUCAAGUUGGUGAAUUUGUGCUCAAUCUUUAUAAGCACAUGGCUGACGGCAGCGGGCUUCAUACAUUUGGUGGAAAACUCAGGGGAUCCUUGGGAAAACUUCCAAAAUUCCCAACCGCUUUCCUACUGGGAGUGUGUGUACUUACUCAUGGUAACCAUGUCCACAGUGGGUUAUGGAGAUGUUUGUGCUAAAACAACCCUUGGACGCCUUUUCAUGGUCUUCUUCAUUCUCGGAGGAUUGAGCUGGAAAACGAACCCUUCAUUUGGCUUCAAUCCCAUCCAAACGUUCCCAGCUUCUGCUCGUCAUGAUGGAAAUAUCUUCAUGUGUUUUUGCUUGUACUGCAUUGCGUGUUUUGGUUCUUCAGCUGUGAUGUUAUCUGAUGAAUACUCACCAGUUGCGUUUCUCAGGCAUAUAGUCGUCUGCGGUCACAUCACGCUGGAGAGCGUCUCCAACUUCCUCAAAGACUUCCUACACAAGGACAGGGAUGAUGUCAAUGUAGAAAUAGUUUUUCUCCAUAAUAUUUCCCCUAAUCUUGAGCUGGAAGCCUUAUUCAAGAGACACUUCACACAGGUGGAGUUUUACCAGGGAUCCGUCCUCAACCCUCACGAUCUUGCUCGAGUCAAGAUUGAGUCGGCCGAUGCCUGUCUGAUCUUAGCCAAUAAAUAUUGUGCAGAUCCUGACGCUGAAGAUGCAUCCAAUAUCAUGAGGGUGAUAUCCAUUAAAAACUACCAUCCAAAGAUCCGAAUCAUUACACAGAUGCUGCAGUACCACAAUAAGGCUCAUCUUCUCAACAUCCCGAGCUGGAACUGGAAGGAGGGCGAUGACGCCAUCUGCCUCGCCGAGCUGAAGCUGGGCUUCAUCGCUCAGAGCUGCCUGGCACAGGGUCUGUCCACCAUGCUGGCUAACCUCUUCUCCAUGAGGUCCUACAUCAAGAUUGAAGAAGACACAUGGCAGAAGUAUUAUUUAGAGGGAGUAGCCAAUGAAAUGUACACGGAGUAUCUGUCCAGUGCCUUCGUGGGUUUGUCUUUCCCCACCAUUUGUGAACUGUGCUAUGUGAAGCUGAAACUCCUGCUGAUCGCGAUCGAGUAUAAAUCAGACCAGAGAGAAAGCAGGUCAAAGAAACGUCACGUCACGCUGAUUAACCCGGGCAAUCAUGUGAAGAUGCAGGAGGGAACACUGGGCUUCUUCAUCGCCAGUGAUGCCAAAGAGGUGAAGAGGGCACUUUUCUACUGUAAAGCUUGUCACGAUGACAUUACAGACCCAAAACGGAUCAAGAAGUGCGGAUGCAAACGGAUGGAGGAGGAGCAGCAGUCGGCUUUGUCGCCCAAGAAAAAACAGCGUAACGGAGGGAUGAGAACGUCGCCCACAUGCUCGCCCAAAAUAAUAAGGCACGACCCGUUGUUGGUCCCUGGACACGAUCAAAUGGAAACAAUGGAUGAGAACAUAAAGAAAUAUGAUUCGACAGGAAUGUUCCACUGGUGUCCAUCAAAAGACAUAGAGAAGGUCAUGCUGACUCGCAGCGAGGCGGCGAUGACGGUUUUGAGCGGUCACGUGGUGGUUUGUAUAUUCGGCGAUGUGAAGUCGGCUCUGAUCGGUCUGCGUAACCUGGUGAUGCCUCUGAGAGCCAGUAACUUCCACUAUCACGAGCUGAAGCCCAUCGUGUUCGUGGGCUCUCUGGAGUAUCUCAAGAGAGAGUGGGAGACGCUACACAACUUCCCCAAAGUCUCCAUCUUACCCGGGACUCCACUGAGUCGGGCCGAUCUGAGAGCCGUCAACAUCAACUUGUGUGACAUGUGCGUCAUCCUUUCGGCCAAUCAGAACAACAUCGACGACGCCUCUCUGCAGGAUAAGGAGUGUAUUCUGGCCUCUCUCAACAUCAAGUCCAUGCAGUUUGAUGACAGUAUUGGACUCCUGCAGGCCAACUCUCAAGGUUUCACUCCUCCUGGCAUGGAUCGCUCAUCUCCGGAGAACAGUCCCGUACACGGAUUGGUGCGACAGGCGUCCAUAACCACUGGAGCAAACAUUCACAUCAUCACAGAGCUCGUGAACGACUCAAACGUCCAGUUUCUGGACCAGGAUGAUGACGACGAUCCCGACACGGAGCUGUACCUCACGCAGCCGUUCGCCUGUGGGACAGCGUUCGCUGUCAGCGUGCUGGAUUCAUUAAUGAGUGCCACGUACUUCAAUGAUAACAUUCUGACUCUGAUCCGGACGCUGGUGACCGGCGGAGCCACGCCGGAGCUGGAGGGUCUGCUGGCGGAGGAGAACGCGCUGCGUGGAGGAUACAGCACACCGCAAACACUGGCCAACAGAGACCGCUGCCGCGUCGCACAGCUGGCGCUUUACGACGGGCCCUUCGCUGAUCUGGGGGAUGGAGGCUGUUAUGGUGAUUUAUUCUGUAAAGCAUUGAAGACGUACAACAUGUUGUGUUUUGGAAUCUACCGAUUAAGAGACGCACAUCUGGGAGCACCCAGCCAGUGCACCAAACGAUACGUGAUCACGAAUCCUCCGUACGACUUCGAGCUGGUGCCUACAGAUCUGAUCUUCUGCCUGAUGCAAUUUGACCACAACGCCGGCCAGACGCGCACUAACCUGUCCACUCACUCCACCUACUGCCCCAGCAAGAAGAGCCAAUCCGCCCACUCCGUCCCCUCAUCUGCCCGGCCGGGCCGCAGCCGGAGCCGCGACCUGCGCGACAAACAGAAGUACGUUCCUCUGUAAGCGUCAGUGCGGACUCUUAUCACAAACACGAAUCCCGGACUGUAUGUUUUUACACGUAUCAAAUGUUUACUUCGCACAUCAUCUUUCGCAUACUAGAAGUUGCAUCUGUAUAAAGCACCGGCCAGCGUUAAUGAAUAAUGAAUCAGUUUGACCAUUUUGCACUUUAACUGCACUUUAAUCCUACAGUUUGAUAACAGCGACUUGACAAACGCUCGUGUGCUUCUACAUCCUGGUAUUCCUCGUAUAACACGGCUGCUGUCUCAUGUUACCCACAUACAGUGGCUCCAAACGUCUGACGGCUUGCAUUUUUAGUUCAUAAAAAAUUACAUUCAAUUAUUCAGUCAGUACAGUUAAAUUUAAGUAUUUAAAUGUAA
Messenger RNA from Sinocyclocheilus rhinocerous, 4028 nucleotides. RefSeq names its product calcium-activated potassium channel subunit alpha-1-like. The transcript is spliced from 27 exons. Gene Ontology annotation, molecular function: large conductance calcium-activated potassium channel activity. Gene Ontology annotation, cellular component: postsynaptic membrane. NCBI's taxonomy places the organism in Eukaryota, Metazoa, Chordata, Actinopteri, Cypriniformes, Cyprinidae. The record is from RefSeq and is a predicted model, not a curated record. Gene Ontology annotation, biological process: potassium ion transmembrane transport. The coding region runs from base 331 to 3654 and encodes 1107 amino acids.